CUCGCCACAAAAUAAAAGUUGCUGUUGGAGAGAAAAGAUACGUAACGGAUACGAUCGAAGUUAAAGUGAAAGGUGUGUGUGUAUACCAAUUUCCCAAACAAAGAAAUCGACGAAAUGGUGGCGUACUAUGAUGAGUGCGACGCAACUAAAAAUCCUAAGACCCUAACUGACUGGGUGCGUAACUUCCGCGUUAAGCGUCAGAAAAUGCGUCGCAAAUUGAGGGGCGCUGGUAGCGACCUGCGCGUGAACGCCAUUUUGUCGACAGCCCUGUUACACGCGGAGCACGAGCUGCGUAGAAAACAGCAAGAGCGUUUCAGUCGCUGGCUGGAGAUGCAGACUCGAUUCGUGCCCCAUGGUAGGACUCAUUGUGCCAGCGACGCUGAUUUGGCGGCUGUUACGAGCGCCAAGGCUGCUGCGGUAGCGGAGGCGGAGAGUAAUUUGUGGAGCAGCGAGCUCAGCGGCCUCGACAGUUUUAUGCGCAGCCUGAGCAGCAACAACACCGGAACGGCCAGCAACAACAGCUGCGCCAUUACAGUUACUAGUUAGAAAGAGAUGACUGUAUAGUGUUCACGCUGUGUCUGUAUGCGUGACUGACACAUGCUCAAAAUGGUGGCAGGAAGAAAAAAGACUAGAGUUUUCGAAUCGAAUCAUUUACCUUUAUGUAGCAUUGAUCUUUGUUAAACUAGUUUUAUCACGACAACCAAUUUCUCAUUUGCAGUCGCAAUAUUAUAGAUUGUAAUGAAAAAGUGAAGGAUUGGAAGAGUGUGAAGAGGCGCUGAACCAACAGCCUUCGAAUCGAGAAUGGUGUGAGUCACGGGUGCUGCCACCAGAGAUCCAUGUGAAAAUCCACCAAGCAGCCUUUGGUCCCGGAGCACACUCGUUUCCUGCUCCUCGCACGUUAAUGGCAACGAUGAGGAGGAACGGAAAAAACAAACUACGUCGCAGUCGUCCACUGAAUGAAAACGAAUUCCGGUACUGGUAGAGAUCUACAGACACAACGAAUGCGAUUAUCGGUGGUAACGAAGAAACCAGUUCGUCAUAGCGACGAUGGCGUUGCGUUUUGAGUAACUGAGUGAGUCCUCUACGUCUGUCCGAAUGAAUCCCACCUCCACCGCAAGGCAGUGAGUUCCGCAAACCAGCCGAUGGCCGAUUGUGUACAGAUCGCUGGAGCAGGGAGCAGCAGCAGCAAACACCACCGAGUCUCCUCUGCAUGGUAAUGCCAUUGAAAAAUGCCCAUGUUAUUCAGUCGCUGCGGACAGAACAUUGGGGACAAGGCGGAAUGCGCGCAGCAGCAGCUCCAGCUCGCAUCAGCUAACCUGCGUUUGAACCAAUAGUGCUUUCCACCGACUGCCAGCCACUACCACCACCUACUCUGCAUAGAAUGCUUCGCAGCUGCUGACCACCACCCACCCAUCCACACAGUUACACGGUAUUUGGUAUAUCAGCUGCGAACAAAAUAUUGCUUUUUGAACAGAUUUACAGUGAAAAGAACAGCGGAGCAGUCGUGCAUCAUCAAUAUAACAUUCUUCGUCUUCGGCGGAUCGGAUUUUAAGGACAUUCUCUCGUAACUUCGCACGUAAGCCGUCUGGCAAUAUUCUGUCGAUAUACACUUGAAUUUCAGGCGUCGGUUUCUCAUGAUUGAUUUGGGUUAUCAUCUUCCAACUUUUUUCGCUCGGCAAUUUCGUUGGACGUCUUUCUUAACUUUUAUGAUUUUGGCAGGCAAAGAUUGGACCUUAGAUACAUAUAUUCGCCUACCUGUCUUUCUAAUCAAUAGGCUACCAAAGCCUGUUUUAAUCUUUGUAGCGGCAUGAAACAGUUGAUCGGUUCCUGUACGUGCCAGUGUGCGAUGCGCUCCAUUUUAUUCUUCACUCUCCAAAUGUUCGAUGUCUUGAGAGCACCAUCAGGGGAUAUUCAAUGACAUUGAACCGCAACACGACCUAAAGAGUUUGUAGACUAGGGUCAAGCAUCAUUUUCGUUUAUUUUUCUAGCGAUGCUGCGCAGUUGAACGGUGCCUGCGUGCAUCUGCAUGAAAGAAAGGAGGGACCGUGUGCGGCGGACGAUGUCAGUAUUUUUUUUAUUGAGUUCUGGAGUUCGGAGGCCAGAAAAAUCAAUGGGAUAAAAACCAAGGCGUAAAUCGUUUUUGAUAUUUAAACUCGAUCAAAAUUUGCCGAUAUAUUAUUUCUAGAUUAUGGCACUAAGCAACUCAGAAAACGGAUUGCUACUACAGUCGCCUGGACUAACAGCAGAAUUAUAAAAGCUAAGACAUUUGCAACAUGUUUUUUCUUGUAUUUUUUAGAAAUACAUAUUCGUCAACAGCUAUGCAGGGGAAUCACAAGUCUGCGCUAAUUGGGUGGCCCACCCAUCGCAUGUAAAUUCUUGUUUCUAUUAUAUAUCCAACAAAAUAUUUCUGUCUUAUAGCGAUAUGGCUGCAGUAGAAUGUGCCUGCGCAUAUCUAUCCGUAGCAUACCCUGAGUUAUUGACUUCAAAAGAAACUUCAAUCGGAUAUACCUUUCAUCUUUCAAACCGUGUGAUCGAUUUUGGAGCAACAAAAUAAGCAUUUCCCCAUGACGUUCCUCUUUAUUCAACUUUAAUAAAGUAGUGACUCAUUAAUAUAUUCAUUACAGUGUUGCUACCAAAACAUGAGGGAAAACUUGAAAUCAGAAGAUAAAGGGACUUGUGGAGCAUCUAAACUAUCAACUUUAAGAAAUAUGCAAUCGAAAUCCAUCCAUUUUCUUAUUUAUAGAAGUUUUGGAGAACAGUACAGAUUCAAGGGAACUAAACGACAGCUAUUAAUGGACCAUUAAUUUUUAGUAUUUCGUACGAAUGUGUUUGUAUUAUCUCAUCCGUAAACUUGUAAACCGGAAGCAACAACAAAUCGCCGAUUCUUGGGUCCUGACAGUGUAUGAGCCACAUUUUGUGUAUUCACAAGCGCAGCUUUAACUAAAAUUUUCCCCCUUCGAAAUGAUCUAGAGGCUUAUUUCUGAAUUUAUUUCAGUGUUACAAACAUGAGCUUCUUGCAGUACCCCUAUCUAUCGCACCACCGAGAACAUGUAGCAAAAUUUCUGAGGCAAUGGGAAUCAAAUGCCAACUUGAAAGCAAUAACACCAACACUUAGUCGUCGCAAUUCAACAUCCAUACUACACGUCGAAUUCGAAUUAUAAUGCAGGUCAGGUGUAAUCAAAUCAGAUCCCGCUUAUACCUGAUUUUCAGCAAUAUUUCGGGCCAUGAAGAAGAUCCUUUAAAAGCAGGACCGACGUCUUAGCCGGGGCCCUUAUGACCCUCCUCAGAGUGAGAGCCUUAGCAGUCUUAAAUUUAUUUUCGACUUUUUGCAGCGGUGCCGCACAGUUGAGUGUGCCUGUGGGCAUCGAAUUGACUAUAUUCGACCCGAUAGGAAAGUCCACGCCUUGGACUGGUCCGACGACGAACACAUGCACCGCCCCUAGCUUGCCGUUCCCAUUGCUGUGCUGCUGCAAAUCGUUAAAGGGAACCCAAAACGAUGCAUCAAGUCCAUCCAGUUAGGCUUAAUUUAGAAAGUACAGCGCGAAGCCGCCACGUCACCUGUUGAUGCAAACGGUCACAAUGCGUAUCGAGUGUUAUCGAGCAUUACAAAAACGGCGUCCUGCCGCCUGGGCUGAUUGUGAAACUUAUGUUUUUAUAUUACAGCGAAGUUCUCAGCCGUGAAGGUCGCUAUGGAGUGCCCAGCACACCGUUAUUCCGACAGCGCCUGGCCCUGCAGUCCCAAUCGAAUUCUGGUGCCUCCCGGCAAAAAAAUCCACACGGGCAUUGUGAGAGGCCAGAUUUGGAGCGACAUCUGGCGCUGUGAUAUACUAAGUUGAGCCUAUGCACAUAAGGCAUUGCACCGCACAGACAUGUGCGUUCGGUCCACGCUAAAGGGAAUCAAAUGCGUUUGGACCGAGAGCCGCUACACCGCACCAUCACCAGUAAUCGCUGAGAAGUGAGCUGAUGUGUUGUCGUUGUUACAAGGGCUGCUGCUGCAACUGCGUCACAGGCAUCCUCGCCUAGCGUCGCUAACUAUCACAUAUCACUUUCAGCCAUCGACCACGUUUAUCAUUGAACGUUGAUUGACCUUCAGACUGAGCAGAAGCUUAUGAUAGCAAGUCGAUUACCGCAAAUGUGAAACUUAGAUAAACCGCCCGAAUUCAAAUCUUAAGAUGUGCAGCAGCAGCAGUUGGAGUCUGUUGGUCAAUCCAAAAUAGCCUUAUCCGGACUCGUCGCUGACUCGCUGAACGGAGCGCAGGAGAAGCGAAGCACGUUAAUCACCUUUAUUGGGGAUUUCGUUUUACUUGCACUUUCCUUCCGUAGGUUGCCCAUAAUUCGAGAACAAUUAUAUCCAUCGCAAAGGGAAACAAAUGCGAUUAGUGUUCGAAGACCGAGUUGGGUGGCCAAUGGGUCACACCACGCUCCGCCAGUUGAGCCCAUAACUCCUGGCUCGCCGAUCAUCGUACCGCAAAAGGGAAUCAAUUGCGAGAUGGUACUACAGCAGUCGAGCUUCCCGUUGAGCUCCUGGUCACCUUCUUCACUUCAUCAUAAAUAUCGUAAAGGGAAUCCAAUGCGAUGUACAGCGACAGCGGCAGGCAGGGUAACCAAAGGCUAAGGUAUAUGAGCAGAAUUCUAGUCGGUGCAUUUACGCUUUCAGGAACGUCCACAACCCUCACAAACUACUCCGCAUGUGUCUAAAUCUGGCUGCAAUGCCAGGCGCGCCUUCAAGCUAAUCAUCAUGUUGGUCUCAAAGGGAAUCCAAGAGACACGCGCCCCGCGGUAUAGCCUACUGAAUAGUUUUUUCCUUAAAACUAUCAUUGCAGCUUGCUGAUUUAAUUUAACAUUACUAUCCCAACCCACAUUGAAAUUUAUGGAAUUGUAAAGAAAUGUGUCACCAUAUUUUUUCUGUUAGUUUUUCGUAGAUGUUAAUAUAUUUUUUUUUUCUAAGUGAAUUGUUAAAUUGCAUUGUAGGUAUUGAAAACCAAGAAAUGUAAGCCCUUGCCGUAAGGGCGAAUUGAGAGACAUGUAACCUUUCUGAAAAAUGCAACAGGAUUCAAUAGAAUCCUAGGCUUAGUCCAGAACUAGCAGUAAAAACCAAUUUAAUAGCGGGACCCCUUUUAGGACGAGAACGAUUGCAAAAAGCUGUUAGAUGUGGAAGCUCCGCACAGAGACCCUUCGAGGAUCAGCGCCAAGACAGGAAGCAGGGAAAGCAGAAGCAGAGAGGCACAGGCCGUGUUGACGAUAAAUAUCUUCGAAUUUGCACCUACUGAUUCCGAGCUGUAAUCACUGGGCUUCUAUUCAUCAAAUUUUUAUCUUUGGCCCAUUUGGAGAAGACAGACUAGUAGCGACGUAGACGACACACGUAGCACACACCUUGAUCAUUUUUCAUAUAAGAAGUAUUAAAUCCUACGUUGGAUCAUCCUUUAAAUGACAGUGGAUCAAUUCUUCGUCAAACACCAUUUCGAUCGACCCGCAACCGAUUUUUCGAUCUCGUACUAUUGGCUUGUGAUAGCUCUUGAAUUUCUGCUGUUUUCGGCAGUGAACCCUAUCUACGCGUCGACGCUCCAAUUGGAUUUCAUUCAGCUUUCGCUUCGCUACACACUGGUCGAUUCAUUUUUCUCUGUGAAAUCCCUUCGUAAUGAUAUUAGAUUUGUUGGAGCAUUGUUCUUUAAAUUGUAAUACACCGUUGGAACAAUUUGACGGCGGCGUGGGAAUCUAUUAGGACGGCGGCGUGGGAUCUCCGACUACUGAUGACGGCGAUGGACGUUGAGGACCUCCGAUAGACUGCGGCGAGGGAUUUAAAGUUUGCAACGUGGGAUUAUUAGGGCGUUUAGACGAGGGCGCUAGGGACAUUCUUCUUAAAAUAAAUGGGAAUUGCAAGAAUAAUGUUGACUGCGGCGAUGGAGGCUGGCGCCGUGGGAUGCCAAUUUUGGGACUGCGGCGGGGGAUAACGAAAUAAGGACUGCAGCGAGGGAUCUGUGGUUUUUGACUGCGGCGUGGGAAUACUUGACCGCGGCGAGGGACGACAGGACUGCGGCGGGGGAACCUUUGACGGCGGCGAGGGAUGCUCUUCUGUCGAAUAACUUCAGAUUUGAUACAUAGUUGUUUUCCUGGCGUCAGACAUUGCUUACACAGAAGUACUCUAUUGCAAGUUCAAAGCUGAUAUACUGAUAUUCGAUGCGGUGAUGGGCGUCAUCACCGCCCCCAAAUGUUUGCACCCCUAACAGAGCCCAUUAAUGGAAAAUUUAUCAUUUGUAUACACGUUUAUUUAUUCUUCUGGAAUACCGGAAAGCAACUUCGAUAUGUAUGCCAACAAACUGAUUGCGGGCAUCGGACUUUAAUGCACAAUAAAUUGAUUUUUGAAAAAAUUAAAA
Drosophila eugracilis is the source of this 6374-nucleotide messenger RNA. RefSeq lists its product as uncharacterized. The transcript has 2 exons. Bases 115 to 546 code for a protein of 143 amino acids. Lineage: Eukaryota; Metazoa; Arthropoda; Insecta; Diptera; Drosophilidae. The record is from RefSeq and is a predicted model, not a curated record.